GCGCCAUCUUGCCCCGCUAGUUGGAAGGUGACCGUUGGUCAGUUAUGAAGUCCGUGCCUCACGUGCCAUGAGUCUGUGGAGAGGAGCGAGGUUGACGAGCGGUCUCCGCCCCCAGGGACUGGCCUGGCUCCUGCGGGACGGUGGCUGCGGCAGGAGGGGAUGUUCCUCCAAGCAAGAGGAGCAGGAGAGCGGCCCUCCCGAGUUCUACGAUGUGGUUAUCUCGGGCGGCGGGAUGGUUGGCACCGCUAUGGCCUGUGCUCUAGCUUAUGAUCCAAAUCUAAUGGAGAAAAAGAUCCUGCUUUUGGAGGCUGGAAAUAAGAAAGCGGAUGGCCAGCUACCAGAAUUGUAUAGUAACCGAGUGAGCGCACUUACUCCAGGCACUGCAGCAUUCCUAAGCCGUUUGGGAGUUUGGGAUCAUAUAUGCAACAUGAGAUACAAGCCAUUCAAGAGAAUGCAGGUUUGGGAUGAAUGUUCAGAUGCAAUGAUUACAUUUGACAAAGCUAACCUGUUGGAGGACAUCGGCUUCAUUGUUGAGAAUGACGUGAUAUUGUCAGCUUUGUCUAAACAACUGACUGCUGCUGACAGGGUGCGUGUAUUAUACAGGAGCAAAGUGGUGAACUAUACGUGGCCAGAACCAAGCCUAACACCUGAUAUGAACCCAUGGGUGCAAAUUGAACUUGCUGAUGGGAGUAAACUUCAGGCAUCAGUACUGAUUGGUGCAGAUGGUCCAAACUCAAUGGUGCGGCAGUCUGCUGGUAUUCAGACUAUGCAGUGGAAAUACGAUCAGUCUGCUGUGGUUGCUACCCUUCGCCUUGCUGAACCUACUGACAACAAUGUGGCUUGGCAGAGGUUUCUGGUGACUGGGCCAAUCGCAAUGCUUCCGCUGUCUGAUAAUCUCAGUUCCUUAGUGUGGUCAACUUCCCACCAGCAUGCAUCUGACCUGCUCAGUAUGGAUGAAGAGACAUUUGUGGAUGCCAUCAAUUCAGCUUUUUGGAGCAAUGAGAAUCACUCUGAAUUUAUUGACACUGCAAGCUCCAUGUUAAAGACAGCUUUAAUGUUCCUGCUGCCAUCUGGCACAUCGGUACGUCAGCUGCCACCAAGCGUGGCUCACAUUGACCCAAAAAGCAGGGCUAUGUUUCCACUUGGAUUGGGUCAUGCCACGAAGUAUGUUAGACCACGUGUUGCUCUCAUUGGGGAUGCUGCACACAGAGUUCACCCAUUAGCAGGGCAGGGAGUCAACCUGGGUUUUGGGGAUGUUGUUAGUCUCUCUCAACAUCUCAGCGAGGCAGCCUACAAUGGCAAAGACCUAGGGUCUACCAACCACCUCAAUGCAUUUGAAACAGAGCGUCAGAGACAUAAUCUCCCUGUCAUGGCUGCAAUAGACCUGCUGAAAAGAUUAUAUUCAACUAAAAGUAUACCAUUGGUCUGUCUGAGGAGUCUUGGUCUGCAGGCAACAAAUGCAUUUGUACCUAUUAAGGAGCAAAUCAUGGCAUUCGUCAGUAGGUGAAUCGUAUUUCGCAUCUAUCUUGGAUUUCUUCUAUCUCUGGAGAAUUGCAAAUUCUGGCUGCUAGGAAACUUUUUAUUUGAAUUCUUGUUGUUCACUGUAAAGGACUGAUUUGUUAUAUUUUCUAAUUUAUUACAUUGGAAUGGAAUACAUGGUAAAUAUUUGAUUUGUACUAUACUAUCAAAUUCCUUGUCAGCUUGCAUCCAAAAUAAUGUGCCACAGAACAGUGAACAUGGAUGGUGAAUGGUACAAGAAAUCCAAAAAUAGUCAGAAUGACCUCAUCGCCCACUCACUGGUGAAGUUUGUUUGUGGUUUGUGACAGUCCAAUGCAUGGUUAAAUCUUAUAAAGGAAAGUACAAAUUAAUUCAGGUUGAUGAAUCAUAACGUGAUUAAAAAGAGAGAAGCCGCCUGAAUGCUUAAAUGCAUUGAAUUGUUACGCUGUAGAGCAAAAUGUACACUGAUUGCUAUCAUUUUGUUUAUGGGAAGGGACACUGCAACUUGUUUUGUGUGAACAGUAUGCACAGACGUCAGAUAGUAGUGUACAUUGAACUAUCACUGUGUUUUAAGAAACUUGAGCCUCUUGUACCUGAUGCAGUCUGGGUCCAUCAGGGUAAAGAGAAAGCAAACCGAGACAGAUACUGUAAGAGUUAAUUAACACUUACAAAUGGUAUUUUUAUAAAAUAAGGCCAAAAUAGUGAAAUUACAUAUUAGAAAUAAAAGUUAUACUAAUGUUUUGUGAUUUGUAAACUUACUAAUUUUGAUGUAGAUACAUUGUGAACUGGUAUUGCAAGUGGUGUCUUCAGAAGUGAGGGAUCUUUUGAAGUGAAUGGUCACAAAAUAGCAGGAUUUCUAAAAGUCAAGUUUGCAAAUUAAGCAAAUCUUUCAGAUGUUUCCUGGGUGAACUCUGGUAGUCAUGUGCCAUUUGGCUCAGACCAUCAGUGAACUUGGGUAUAGAUUGACUUUCCAUAUUUUCCUACUAUUUUUACCGGAGCAGUAUGCAAUUGCUUCCAGAGUUCUGAUCUCCGAGUGCUGUGAAUUUUAAAAUCCAGCUUAAUGUUUUCAUGAAUACAGUGAAUUGUAAGAACUGAACAGAUGAAAAUCUUAUUUUGUCAGUCAGUUUGAAAAAAAAAACAGCUUAUGUUGGUACCUGUAAGUAAAUUACCUGCAGUUGUACUCCAAGGGCAUAUUCAGUGUCAUUUUUAAUAUAGAUUACUAUAAAUACUAUUAUUUUAGUACAAUACUAUUUGGUAAUUUAACAACCUGUUUGCUAAUGUUUAAUGAGUCUUAAGACAUUUUCUUGCCAAAUAUUAGUUUUUUCCCCUGAACCAUUUCUUGAUUUUGAUUUGAUUUAUUAUUGUCACAUGUACCUAAGUACUGUCAAAAGAUUUGUUUUGUGUGCUGGACAGGCAGAUCAUAUCAUACAAAGUGCAUUAGGGUAAUAGAACAGAGCAAUAUUAAUGUUAUGACAGCAGAAAAAGGUGCACAGAGUGAGAUCAACAUUAAAUUUAAAAUUUGAAAAGUCCAUUUGUAAGUCUAAUAACAGCAGAGAAUAAGCUGUUCUUAAAUCUGUUUAAGCUUUUGUAUCUACUCCAUUAAAUAAUUUUGGAAUCAA
This is a messenger RNA of Hemiscyllium ocellatum (epaulette shark), 3116 nucleotides long. It is a transcript of the gene coq6, whose product is annotated as coenzyme Q6 monooxygenase. Lineage: Eukaryota; Metazoa; Chordata; Chondrichthyes; Orectolobiformes; Hemiscylliidae. Gene Ontology annotation, molecular function: oxidoreductase activity, acting on paired donors, with incorporation or reduction of molecular oxygen, NAD(P)H as one donor, and incorporation of one atom of oxygen; FAD binding; 2-octaprenyl-6-methoxyphenol hydroxylase activity. Gene Ontology annotation, biological process: ubiquinone biosynthetic process. Bases 68 to 1507 code for a protein of 479 amino acids. Gene Ontology annotation, cellular component: mitochondrion. The record is from RefSeq and is a predicted model, not a curated record. The transcript is spliced from 12 exons.